This is a messenger RNA of Vitis riparia (riverbank grape), 1103 nucleotides long. Its product is annotated as RNA-binding protein 1-like. Gene Ontology annotation, molecular function: mRNA binding. NCBI's taxonomy places the organism in Eukaryota, Viridiplantae, Streptophyta, Magnoliopsida, Vitales, Vitaceae. The transcript has 6 exons. The record is from RefSeq and is a predicted model, not a curated record. Bases 49 to 768 code for a protein of 239 amino acids.
GCGGUUGAUUUCAUUUUUCAAAGACCUACCAAAGAAAGGGGUAGAAGCAUGGCCGAUCCGUACUGGAGACGCGGUGCACCCUCAGACAGAGGCAGCAUUCCAAGGUCCAGCUUUCCAGGCUACUUGCCGCUCGAUCCAUCUGUAUCAGCAGCUCAUCAUUUGUGGGGCACUAACGAUUUGCAUGGCGCUCCUUCAGAUUACCCACCAAAGGAUAUCUUACCAGUGUGGCCUGGGGCUCAUGACUUUGAUGAUAUUAUGGGUAUCAGAGUUCCCCCAAAACCUGUAAUUGGUGGAUUCACUGCCACAACAAACAUUAAGGGCUACCCAAAUCCUGUAGAAGAUCCAAAUUUAAUAGGUCAAAGGCGAGAUGUUGCAUAUGGUAUUAGUCCAGGCAUUCCAGAUAUUGAAAGGCCCAGUUCUUUGGGAAAUGUUGAAAGCCUUCCACCCCCUGUGCAGGAAUCAAAUAUUCUUUUUGUUGACGGGCUUCCAAAAGACUGUACCAGACGAGAAGUUGGCCAUCUUUUCCGACCGUUUAUUGGUUUUAAAGAAAUCAGAGUUGUUCAUAAGGAGCCCAGACAUAGUGGAGAUAAGGCCAUGGUUUUGUGCUUUGUUGAGUUUAAUGAUGCAAGUUGUUCUCGGACUGCUUUAGAAGCCCUUCAAGGCUACAAGUUUGAUGACAAGAAACCCGAUUCCCCUACCUUAAGGAUCCAGUUUGCGCAUUUCCCAUUCCGUCUACCAUCUGAUCUUGGGGUCCCUCUCUCUCUCUGACCCACAAAUGCACAGCUGGGAUGAAAGGCAAUCUGAUUUGCAUCCAAUUGGUUAUAAUACAGAAUAAAAUUGAUGAGCUUCUACAUCAACGAUUACAGAAUUCUGGGCAUUUUCAAAACGUAAACUAUAGAAGGUUCUUAUAUGCUGCCUUAUAUAUUGUUCAUAAGUAGGUAAUGUUAGACUCUUCACCAAAAUCAUCAUAUGAGAACUGUACACAAAUGGCUCGAUCCGGGUGAUCCAAUUUACCCUUAAUCUUGACUCAGCUAUCUGAUUUUAUUAUCGUUGGGAGACAUCAGCUAUGCUAUUUGAUUGAAGUAUCUUAUAUUGCCGUACCA